Cantharellus anzutake is the source of this 1986-nucleotide messenger RNA. Its product is annotated as armadillo-type protein. The transcript has 14 exons. Gene Ontology annotation, cellular component: cytoplasm. The record is from RefSeq and is a predicted model, not a curated record. Bases 314 to 1903 code for a protein of 529 amino acids. Gene Ontology annotation, molecular function: mRNA 3'-UTR binding. NCBI's taxonomy places the organism in Eukaryota, Fungi, Basidiomycota, Agaricomycetes, Cantharellales, Hydnaceae. Gene Ontology annotation, biological process: post-transcriptional regulation of gene expression.
AAAAAGUCUCACGCUCGAUCUUUCGGGUAUAGACCUCGAUAACAUCGGCUCUUCAAUCUCUAAAAAGGAGGAUACUCCAGCUCUUCCGACGUCUCACUCGAGUCCUGUGGACUCUCCAAUCACUCCGAACGAAUUCCAGUACCCUCAAGCGCAUCGUAUUCUUUCGCCUCACGAAUGGUUCAGCUCUAUCUCCGCGCGCGAAUGGGCCGACGCGCCCAAGAGAUUGAAUCAUGUGGAUGAUAUUCGUGCUUCAUUCAACGAUCGCGUCAUUCAAGGCCCCAAGGGCCCUUUGAACUCAUUCCAACACUCACCUAUGACUACUCCAGGCCUCUGCGGACCACUCGACCCGUUCAGCGCAGUGCGUCAGACGACUCACGAAGGCACUCGAGAGGCCUUCAACGAUGUGUAUCCAUCACUCGGACUGUCUGCCUCUAGACACGCCCCACAUGCCUCUAGCCGAGUUCUCGAGAAUCCAAGGGGGGUACCCAAUAGUUAUGAUCCCGCGUUCGAAAUCAAUUCGCCGUUUCCUUCUUCAACUUCGUUUUCACGUUAUUCGCCUCUUAAUUCACUCUCACAGUUACCUCAGCCAUAUGAUGCGCAUAUAUCUCCCUCCAGGUAUCAUAUUUCCCAUGCUCCCUAUGGCGCUGUCGGUCGACCUACCAGUUACUCGUCACUCCCUAACACACCAUCUGCACGCACUUCAGCCUUGCCUGCUGCAUAUGAACAUCCCUCGAUGCUUCAACAGCAACACAUUCCAGCACCUGUUUCUUAUCCUCAUCCGUCAUCGCACCCAUCCAGUAUUUCAGGGGCUAGCUCUGGACAUCUUUCUUCUGCCGCAACUUCUAGAUCAUCAUCCCAAGUCCCGGAAUCUAUCCCUCAGCCCGCCGCUGAGCCGAUCAACUUUCUUCAAAUGCUUCAGCCAAAUGCAAACCCUCCUUACGAGCAGUUUGUUUCUCGCAUCGUUAAUAGCUCUGACCAACAAGCCUCUGUAUUCCUUCAACAAAAGCUGAAAGUCGCCAGUACAGAAGAUCGCGUCAAGAUCGUCGAUGCUAUUGUUGGCAGAGGCUUCGAAAUGAUGACCCAUCGGUUUGGAAACUGGGCUGUUCAACGCUGUUUGGAGUCACCUUGCAUCCGUGAAGAUCGUCUCAAGCUUGCCUCCGUGAUGAAGGGUCGCGUCGUUGACCUCGCUACCAAUUGUUACGGUACCCAUGUUAUCCAGAAGGCCCUUGACUGCGAGGAAGAUAUCAAGCUCAUGAUCCUCACCGAGCUGCUUCUGAGUGACCCAUAUGCAACGCUGAUGAAUAAACACUCGGCACAUGUCUGGAGCCGUAUCAUGGAGCUAACUUGGGCAGAUCCAGCGCCGCCUAUCUUCCCUUGCGUUAAUAUUGCGUUGAAGGGACGCUGGGUCGAGCUUGCUUGUCAUGAAACUGGCUCUCUGGUCGUUCAGCAUGCGUUUGAGAAUUUGGAGGAAGCUGAUACGAGGGAUCUUGUGGACGAAAUUUUACUCGGAUUUGAUCGUGUUGUUCGUGAUUCUUGGGGAAGCUGGGUGGUUCAACAUUUACUCGAGCACGGCGCUGGGGAGGACAAGUCUCGUGCUUUCGAUCCUCAAGCUAUCAAAUCUAUCGAGAAGGCUCUCAAAUGCGGCGGACCCGAGGUAUUGCAGAAGUUCGUCGAUAGGCUUUGUGAACCUGGUUACAGCAAACGUCGUGCCAUGAUUGUCGAUCUUGCAUUGAAUGGAACGGGGAGUCAGUUGAUUGCUCAACUUCUUCCAAUGGUCAACAAGGACCAGGGAACCGUUCUCUACGAUGCUAUCAAAAAGCAUGUCGUUACUUUAAAAGGGAGUAAGGCUGGCUCCCGUGUCACUUGGCUUUUUGAUAAAAUGCGUGCAUACUAUGGCUAUUGAGCAUCACUCUGGUUUUGAAACCGUCUAUAGUAAUCUUCUCGUUUUUUGCAUUGCUAUAAUCACGUCUUAGCUUCUCUCAAAUC